Messenger RNA from Capsaspora owczarzaki ATCC 30864, 762 nucleotides. RefSeq lists its product as hypothetical. NCBI's taxonomy places the organism in Eukaryota, Filasterea, Ministeriida, Capsasporidae. The transcript has a single exon. The coding region runs from base 1 to 762 and encodes 253 amino acids. Gene Ontology annotation, molecular function: DNA binding. The record is from RefSeq and is a predicted model, not a curated record. Gene Ontology annotation, biological process: DNA integration; DNA transposition.
AUGCGCACAUUGUCCAAAGUUCGUGUCUCUCCAUGCACGAUAAGAAGGGUGCUGCAUGGUGCAGGACUUGUCAACGGAGCGAAGGUCAAAAAAGCCCUCUUGAAAGAGACACACAAAGAGCGACGCUUGGCCUUUGCACUCGCUCAUCAGCAUUGGACCGUCGAUGACUGGCUGAGGGUCGUCUUCUCCGACGAGACUGCUCUCUAUCUCUACAGGAACAACAACGGUGGUCGUGUAUGGCGUCUGGUUGGCGAAACGUUGACCGAUCGAUGCGUGCAGGGCACGGUCAAGUUCGGCGGUGGCCAUAUCAAUGUUUGGGGCGCCAUCUCUCGUUUCGGAAUUUCGCUUUUCUGCGAGGUCGGCGACGUCAUGAACGGCGACACCUACCUCUCAGUUUUGGAGAGCGAGUUGCUAGCAAGCAUUCGCGUGUGGAACAACAAAAACGAGAUGAUUUUCAUGCAUGACAAUGCCCCUUGUCACAAAAGAAAAGAUGUGGCGAAGUGGUUCGAAACCAAUCAGAUCACCGUCCUGGACUGGCCUGCGAACUCUCCCGACCUCAACCCCAUCGAAAAUGCGUGGAACAUGGUCAAGAACAAGAUCUACCAGGAGAGGGAGAUCAAGAGCAAGGCCGCGUUGUGGGAACGCUUCCAAGCGGUCUACGAAGAAGUGCUCACGCCAGAGGUCUGCCGCGAUCUCAUUUCAUCGAUGCCGCGCCGCAUUCAAGCUGUGAUAGAUGCCAAUGGUGGUUAUACCAAGUACUGA